Messenger RNA from Ilex paraguariensis (yerba mate), 978 nucleotides. The record is from the annotation of a GenBank genome assembly. NCBI's taxonomy places the organism in Eukaryota, Viridiplantae, Streptophyta, Magnoliopsida, Aquifoliales, Aquifoliaceae.
AUGCUCUCAACUUGCUUAUUAGUGAUGAAUAACAAGGAAAGCUUGGUAAUUUUCUCUCUCUUUCUCCCUUUCUUGGCCUUUGUUGUUGCAUCAUCGGACGACACACUCCAACAAGGUGCUAUUCUCACUUCCUCCUCCUACCUAGUGUCUGCUAAAAAGGUUUUCACCUUGGGAUUCUUUAGUCCCCCGUAUUCGAAAGAAAACUACUUAGGAAUAUGGUACACCAACGAUUCACAAUCCCAUCCAGUAUGGGUUGGUAACAGAAACACACCUAUUCAUAACAAUUCUGGUGUUCUCGCCAUCGAUAACACCGGAAAUAUGAUAAUCACACAUAAUGGAGGGGAUACUAUUGAGCUAUAUACGACUCAAACCCGCGAUAAUAAAACAGCUACCCUGCUGGAUUCUGGCAAUUUUGUGGUAAGAGAGGUUAACUCCAAUGGAACCACAGGACAUGUAUUGUGGCAGAGCUUUGACUAUCCUACAGACACCCUUUUGCCCGGGAUGAAAUUAGGGGUCAGCCACAGGACUGGCCGGAAUUGGUCACUUACAUCAUGGUUAGCAGAAGGAGUACCUGCGCCUGGGGCUUUCACACUGGACUGGGACUCCAGGCGAGGGCGGUUGAUAGUUAGGCGAAGAGGAGUGAUUUAUUGGACUAGUGGGGUGUUGAAGGAUAAGGCGUUUGAAUUCAUUGGUAAAUCAGACCCUAGAAAUGUUGUAUAUGAUUACAUCAAUGUUACAUCUGAGGAGGAAGAAUACUUCAGUUAUUCACUUAUAAAAGAUUCAAGAUGCACACCUGAGGGACGAAAAGCUAUAUCAGGAUGGAUGUUAGAUUACAACGGACAAAUAAAUGAUCAAGAUAGGCCUCCAAUUGCGCGGGUUGAUCUUUGUUAUGGCUACAAAACCCGAGGAUCAGGAGGAGUUUAUGAAGGAUGCGAGUUAUGGGAACAGCCUACGUGUAGGAAUUCUAACAGAAGUUGA